UAAAAUAAGUUGCGAUAUUUAUUUGGUAAUCAAAAUGUGCUGUUCACGUAAUACGAAUAUGCCUCUCAUUAUUAUUUAAAUGUCAUCCUCUAUUGACUAAAUUUGGAAAUUAAUAAUCGAAAGGGCAUCCCAAAAAAAUUGGUAUAUAAGGCGUGGAACAUCUUCAGCUAAUCAUCAGUUCUAGUUUCCUCAUAUCGUGGAAAGCAUCUUCUCUAUACAAUCACCAUGAAACAGUUCGUAGUUCUCGCCGCCCUCGUGGUCGUCGCUUGUGCAGGACGUCUUCCCCACAACAGCCGUCACCAUCGUGCUGCAGCCUCAAGACGUGUGGACAACUCCUACUUGGCGCCAGCUGCCGAAUCCCGAGUCGACAAUUCCUACUUGGCGCCAGCUGCUGAGAGCCGAGUUGACAACUCCUACUUGGCGCCAGUAGCAGAGUCCCGGGUUGAAAACGCCUACUUGGCACCUGUUGAAAGUCGCGUCCACCCAGCUACCGUCGAAGCCGUCCUCGUCAAGGAGAAAUUGCACGAGAACAACGGAUUGGAAGGAUACUCGUACAGCUACGAAAUUUCCGAUGGACAGAAGAAGGAGGAAACCGCUGAACUGAUCAACCAAGGAACUGAAGAGGAAGCCAUUGCCGUCCGCGGAAGCUUCGAAUGGGUUGACCCAGAAACCAACCAACAUUACAAAGUCAACUACGUCGCCGACGAAAAUGGUUUCCGCGCCGAGGGUGAUCACAUUCCCGUCGCUUAAUUUUGUAACGAAGGAUUAGAAAUAUUAUGAACCAAUAAAAAAUUCCAAAGCUUCAAUUUAAAGCUCUUCUAUUUAUUUUUGACUUCUUCUUGUAUUGACCUUUUCCCUAUAGAUUCUAAAAGUAAGUAGCAUUUGUCGUUAGGUCGAAAAUUGCUUAGUGUCCUAGCAAAUAUCAACUUUACGGAAAAUGCGGCUUUCUAUGCUAUUUGAACAAAAGAAAUUUUGAGUGACAAAAUUUAUUAUACUUGCACUAUGACAAAAGUAACCGAACUGUACAAAAAUAGCAAAAUCGUAAUUUAAUAACUAACGCGCUCCUAAAAAAAGUACCAAAGAAGCAAAAAAUGUUAGGUUAUAUUUGCAAUUUUUAUGAAAUUAAGGUAAAAACCAG
This is a messenger RNA of Leptopilina heterotoma, 1138 nucleotides long. RefSeq lists its product as uncharacterized. Gene Ontology annotation, molecular function: structural constituent of chitin-based larval cuticle. The coding region runs from base 226 to 750 and encodes 174 amino acids. Gene Ontology annotation, cellular component: chitin-based extracellular matrix. The transcript is spliced from 2 exons. The record is from RefSeq and is a predicted model, not a curated record. NCBI's taxonomy places the organism in Eukaryota, Metazoa, Arthropoda, Insecta, Hymenoptera, Figitidae.